This is a messenger RNA of Dinoponera quadriceps, 3080 nucleotides long. RefSeq names its product coatomer subunit epsilon (gene epsilonCOP). NCBI's taxonomy places the organism in Eukaryota, Metazoa, Arthropoda, Insecta, Hymenoptera, Formicidae. Bases 30 to 929 code for a protein of 299 amino acids. The record is from RefSeq and is a predicted model, not a curated record. Gene Ontology annotation, cellular component: COPI vesicle coat. Gene Ontology annotation, biological process: endoplasmic reticulum to Golgi vesicle-mediated transport; retrograde vesicle-mediated transport, Golgi to endoplasmic reticulum; intra-Golgi vesicle-mediated transport. The transcript is spliced from 3 exons. Gene Ontology annotation, molecular function: protein binding; structural molecule activity.
CUAGCGCCGAAGUGAUCAAAAGUGACAAGAUGGCACGUCAGCAGCAGGAUAUCGAUGAGCUGUUCGACGUAAGAAAUCAUUUUUACAUCGGUAAUUAUCAACAAUGCAUCAACGAGGCGCAGAAGAUCAAGCCAUCCUCGCCAGAAGUAGCCAUGGAGCGAAACGUAUUCCUUUACCGCGCAUAUAUAGCGCAGAGGAAGUUUCGCGUAGUGUUAGAUGAGAUCAACAACUCGUCCCCUCCGGACUUGCAGCCGUUGAAGACCUUAGCCGACUACUUUGCCAAUCCUCAUCAUCGGGAGGCUAUAGUGGCCGAGCUGGACAAAGCGGCCAGUCACUCGAAUUUAGACAAUCACAAUUUCCUGAUCGUAGCCGCGACCAUUUACUACCACGAGAAGAAUCUGGAAGGCGCGCUCAGAAUACUGCACGAUGUGGACCACUUGGAAUGUAUGGCGCUGACGUUGCAAAUAUAUCUUAAAAUGGACAGGCUGGAUUUGGCCCGCAAAGAGCUCAAAGCGAUGCAGGAGAAGGACGACGACGCCACUUUGACCCAACUCGCUCAAGCGUGGUUGAACAUAACCAGUGGCGGCGACAAACUGCAGGACGCCUAUUACAUCUUCCAAGAGAUGAUCGACAAGCAUUCGAGCACGAGCAUGUUGCUGAACGGGCAGGCUACUUGCUUCAUCGGACAAGCUAAAUACGAAGAGGCCGAGACCGCCUUGCAGGAGGCGCUCGAUAAGGACAGCAAUAAUCCGGACACGUUGAUCAACAUGAUCGUUCUGUCCCAGCACAUGGGGAAACCGCCGGAAGUGGCGAACCGUUACCUGAGCCAGCUGAAAGACUCCCACUUGGAGCAUCCCUUUGUCAAGGAGUACUUGCAGAAAGAGAUAGAAUUCCACAGGCUCAAAAAGCAGUAUUCCUCCUCCGCCUGAGUGCUCCUCAGCAGAUUGUGGCAUUCCGUGGGAUAGGGAAUCGACGGGACUCGCGUAUCGAUCGGACGUAGACGAUACCUAAACACGAGCUUGCAAAGCGAGAUUGAUUAUCCAGUGAUCCGUGAAGGUCUCCCAAAGAAUGAAGCUUUAUCCCGGCUCGCAGCUAAGGAAAUCUUCCUCGGAGUAUCUAAGCAAAUAUAACUAUGCAGUGCGUCUCAAAGCUUAGCCUCAGUUUUCAUUGCUGAAGAUACGUACACACUUCCGUUGCGAGGUCUUUUUUGUCGAGAGCAGUUUCGGCGCGCGUCCAUAGCGACGUUAGCUUGGUAGGGCCUUUGAAAACAAUAAUACACGCUUGCACGAUAAUAACACCAGCAUGUACCGGAUUCCAAACAUUCUAAGCAUUUCCCAACGACUUUCCCGCGGGAUAGGAAGCGGUGAUUCUCUAUGUAGAUUUUCCUCCACCUUCACGUAGAUGUACACGUUUACUCCUCCAAUUUUGUUUUUCUUUUUUAUCAUUGAAGUAGUUGCGCUAACGGAAAAUAGAAAGACGGGGGAGAUCGUAUAUAUAGGCGACGUGAGGACGUUCGAAAUCGUAAUAUGAUCGGAGCCGUGAGGUGAUUACGCGACUGAGAAAAUCUCUGACGAUCUCUUGUCCAUUUUAUCUUAAUAUUACACACACACACACAUAACACGGGCGCGCACACACACACACACACACACACAUCGUAAUCACACAAAAAUAUGGCUGCCAUUUUAUAAAAUCAUAAGUUAUUAACGAAUACGACAUUAGUUUCACGUGCAAUCGUCUCCCUCAUAUUAAUAUUCGUAUUACCGAUUUAGAUGUAUAAAAAUGAGCGAAAUAUUGAAAUAAAAUAUUUCAUACAAUUAUGAAUGUACGAAUUCGCAACAUGUCUCUCUGUAUUUCUCAAGAUAUCUCUUGAUAUAUUUGUAGGUAACUCAUUUGUUGAAGAUAGUCUCGUCAGUGUGCGUGGCGGCCUUGAGAAAAUUUACUCAUCGAUUUCUGUUAAUUCUUCACGCAAAUAAUUCGACGAAUAGAACUUCAACUUUCAUAUUGUAAAGGAAAAAUUGAUUUUGAAUUUGUCAUAUAAUAAACUCGUUUGGAGAUUUUUUUCUUUUUUUAAAGAUUCUUCAAAGACAAAUUCGUAACAAGUAACUGGGUAUUUGAGAGGAUUUCACAUAAAAUAAGCCAUUAAUUUUGAAAGCGACGUAUGAAACCGUAUUUUACAAAGUGACGAUAUUAAUUAAAAAAGUGCGCAAAAUCGUGAAUUGGGGAACUUUCGGUAGAAUCCCAACUAACCGACUCUUUUGUCUGUAAUUUCCAAAAUUAAUGGCACAAAUAACAUACAUACAGGCAGGUAUGUGUAAAACAAUUUAAUUCUUUUAUUGAUGGCGAUGGGUUUCAAAGAACCGUACUAGACGCAACAGAGCACACUGAUUUUACAACGUAAGAAGUGUCAAACUGUACAUAAAACAAAACUAUUUUUUUUGCAUUAAGUCUUGUCUGUGUGUGUGAUGUUCGGUAGACUUUUUAUAUAUAUAUACAUAAAAUUAUAUUAUUUCUGGGUAUAUUUAUAUAACGUACGAAGCAUAUAUCAGUUAUCGAUUACGAUUAAUAGAGCAAGACCAAAGUGUAUGUUAACAUCGUUUUAAAUUAAUGUUAAUCAAAGGCUGAAUGCAUCGAGUCUACGUGUGAUAUGACUCUCUUAUUUAAGUUAUUAAAAAAAUAUCUAUCAUAUAAUCUUAUAAUUAUAUAUAUAUAUAUAGAUCAAUUCAUACAUAUAUAUAUAUCCGAUAUUCUCUUAAACUAAUAUCACAAUGGCUCAAGACAGUUGAGACUUCUGAUGUUUGUGCAUGUGUCUUGACGAACUGUGUGUGUGUGUGUCACAAGAAUACCCAUAUGGAAGUAUCCACAAUUUUUACGGGCCUCGAAUGUCGCAGAGAAUGUUGUAGUUAAAAUAAGAGACACGUGUUUGUUGUUUUACCUGUACUUUCUCGCGUGUUUAGUAAUCGAAGCAACAGCUCGACCAUAUUCGCUUACAAUUAAUUAUACCGGAUUUCCUUUGAAAAAAAAAAAAGAAGAGAUUGCUUCAGCCCUUAACCAUGUGAGAAGGCGUAUGUAAAAAAAAAAAG